Molecule: messenger RNA, 882 nt
Organism: Bathycoccus prasinos
Lineage: Eukaryota; Viridiplantae; Chlorophyta; Mamiellophyceae; Mamiellales; Bathycoccaceae
Exons: 1
Coding region: 1-882 (293 amino acids)
Biological process (GO): regulation of translational fidelity
Cellular component (GO): cytoplasm
Molecular function (GO): tRNA binding; double-stranded RNA binding; nucleotidyltransferase activity
Source: RefSeq, a predicted model, not a curated record
AUGCGCGCAUCAUCGACACCGCAGUCGUGCUGCGGUAGCAGUGGACGACUCUCAUCCUUCGAGAAGCAGCAGCAAAAACAGCGACAUCGUCAUCGUCAUCGUCGUCAUCAUCAAUCGAAGGGAAGGGGAGGCUUUUUGGCGGCAGAACACCAAAACCAAUCGACCAAAACGACCACCUCUGCGACAUCAUCAUCAUCAUCAUCGAAAACGACGAAAACGAGCGAGAAAAGCGCAAUCGAGUUCGCCGUGCAGGCGUUGAAGCGAGGAUCUGUUAUUGCUGUUCCGACGGAUACGCUGUAUGGUUUCGCCUGCGAUGCGUCCAAUGCAGAAGCGAUUGAAAACCUCUACGCGGUGAAAGGCAGAGAGAAGACGAAACCGGUGGCGGUGUGCGUGAGUCGCGCGGAAGAGGUGAAAAAGAUAUGCGAGUUAGACGGGAAGAUUGAGGAGAGUUUGUUGAGGAAACUGUUACCUGGAGCGGUGACGUUACUGUUUAAGAGGAAAUGGACCGAGACGACGCUUUCAAAGUCGCUCAAUCCAAACGUCGAUAACGUAGGGGUGAGAGUGCCGGAUUGUGCGUUUAUAUUGGACGUGUGCGAUGCGUUCGAUGGCGCGAUAGCGCUGACGAGUGCGAAUACGUCCGGGAAACCGAGUUGCGUGGACGUGAACGAGUUUCGAGAGUUACACGAGAAGUGCGAACGCGUCUUCGACGGAGGGAAGAUUAUCGAAGACGACGGGAGUACCGAUUCGGCGCUCUUGCGCGCGGGUAGCACGAUCGUUGAUUUAAGCAAAGGCGACGGAACAUUUCACGUCGUUCGCGACGGAUGCGCUCUGACAAACACGACAUCAGUCUUACUCGAAUACGGAUUCAUCGAGAGUAAAUGA